GAGAGGAGAGGAGAUCAGCAGCAGCAGCUCGACGCCAUGGCGACCGACAAGUCCGACGUGGACGUGCUGACGUCCGUGCUGUCCGCCAUGACGGUGCGCCACCACGACGAGAACCUCGUGACGCAGCGCCCCGCCGCCACGCUCAAGGAGAUCCUCGAGAAGAUCCGCGCCAACAAGGACCAGAUCCGCGAGCUGGACCUCAAGGACAUGGCGGCCAAGAAGCGCAAGCUCAGGCCGGCGGGCGGGGACCUCGUGGGCCGCGUCUUCCAGCUCAACCGCACGGUGCUGCGGCUGCUGCUGCCCGACCACGACAUCGAGGACGUGGGCGCCAAGGCCAUGGGCAACAUGCUGCGCGCCAACAACACGCUGCAGCACUUGGACCUGCGCGGCAACGAGAUCACGGCCGAGGGUGCGGCCGCCAUCAGCGACGCGCUGUACGGCCACGAGUCGCUGGAGCACCUGGGGCUCUCCAGCAACAAGCUGGGGGACGCUGGCGCCAAGGCCAUUGCCCAGGUUCUGCCGUAUAAUAUCUCGUUGAAGUACCUGGGCCUCGCCAAUAACGGCAUUGGCGAGGAGGGCGGUAAGGCUUUGUUGGAGGCUAUUCUGCAGAACAGGUCGCUGGUCAUGGUGCAGCUGGUGAAGAAUGAUAUCCCCAAGGAGAUCCUGGACAAGAUCCGGUCGGCCCUCGUGGUGAACAAGCUCAUGGAGCAGAAGGCUAAAAGGGACGAGGAGAGGGAGAAGGAGCUCGCUAGGUUGAGGGAGGAGGUGGCGAACAACCAGGACGAAGACAGCUCCAGCGACGAAAGUGAGGAUGACGAGUCCCUCUGGAUUUAGAGUGGGGGCGUGGAAAUUGUGAGCAUCCCCUUGCGAUGGAGUGGUGCCUACUGGUAGCUGAGUUGAGUAUGUGCAGAGCUGAGAAUGAAGUGAUCUCUAGUUGU
This is a messenger RNA of Phytophthora sojae, 938 nucleotides long. RefSeq lists its product as hypothetical. The record is from RefSeq and is a predicted model, not a curated record. The coding region runs from base 37 to 834 and encodes 265 amino acids. Gene Ontology annotation, biological process: nucleocytoplasmic transport; activation of GTPase activity. The transcript has a single exon. Gene Ontology annotation, molecular function: GTPase activator activity; small GTPase binding. Gene Ontology annotation, cellular component: perinuclear region of cytoplasm; nucleus; cytosol. Lineage: Eukaryota; Oomycota; Peronosporomycetes; Peronosporales; Peronosporaceae.